Molecule: messenger RNA, 3193 nt
Organism: Platichthys flesus (European flounder)
Lineage: Eukaryota; Metazoa; Chordata; Actinopteri; Pleuronectiformes; Pleuronectidae
Gene: tdrd3
Product: tudor domain containing 3
Exons: 14
Coding region: 161-2530 (789 amino acids)
Biological process (GO): mRNA processing
Cellular component (GO): nucleus; cytoplasm
Molecular function (GO): RNA binding; protein binding
Source: RefSeq, a predicted model, not a curated record
GCAUGUGACGUCGGGUCGCGUCCGGGUUCACGUUAGCAUCUCAGCGGUUGUCAUGAGCAGAGUAAUGUCUCUCACAACCACAACCAGAUAGUUGUCGUGCACAUGAGCUCGUUGUAAAAACCUCCCGGUGUCGCUUUGCUUCACACGUUUCAAACGAACAAUGACCGAGUUGACAGAUUCCCUGACGAGAGAGGGCUGGUACCUCAGUGAUGAAGGCAUAGCAGAGCUGAAAGGAUCUGCUGAGAAAGCAUCACACAGCGACAUAAUUCGACUUGCACUUGAUAAUGAUCUUAGGUCUACUGGAAGAAAAUUUCUACCAUCUGAUGUCAACAGUGGAAGAACUGAGAAGUUGGACGGUCCAUGUGUUCUCCAGGUGCAGAAGGUGAGGAACAUCUCGGCUCCUAAAGACCAUGAGGAGUCCCAGGGCGCACCCAGAAUGCUGCGCCUCCAAAUGACAGAUGGGCACACCACCUGUGUUGGACUGGAGUAUAAACACCUGUCUAAGAUCAGUCUCAACACCCCUCCUGGAACAAAGGUGAAGCUCCUUGGAACCGUCCAAGUUAAAAAUGGUCUAUUGAUGCUCGAUGACUCAAAAAUCUCCGUCCUUGGAGGAGAGGUUUAUCACAUGGUGGAGAAAUGGGAACUGCAAAGGACUCUCGCCAAACACAGCAGGAAUCACAUCGGAGCAGAAGGAGGACCACCUCCCUUUGUGCAAUUUGGUCAGAAAUCCGCAAGGCAGGAUGAAGUGGACAGCAGAGACCUCGACCAGAGGAAAACCCUGCAGACUCUCAAUGUGUUCAAAAGCGCUGAGGAGAAUGCUGAGUUUGAAAAGCAGCGGACAGCAGCAAUCGCUGAGGUGGCCAAGACCAAAGAGGGUCCCCGCACAUUUGGAGGUGGAGGAAAUGCAGGCAGUAAUUUAUCCACGGCUGCUUCCUUCUCGCGGGGCAGAGACUCGUACCAACAGAGGAGACGAGAAGACAGGGUUGAAAGACCCGAAAGCAGACCGGAUGAAAAUUACAGAGAGCUGGUGGAUGAAUAUGCGCUGAGAGACCUCAUUGAGAUGGGCUUUAACAGGGAGACUGCUCGACUGUCCCUAUUGGAUAGUAACAACAAUCUAGAAGUGGCACUCAACAGCCUAUUGACUGAGGCUACUGGAAGCAGACCAGCCCCUGUGGUAGCUGAGCCGAUCAAGCCCGAACCCAGAGGCAGAGGAAGAGGAAGAGGAAGAGGAAGAGGCCGGUCCAGAAAUGAAGAUGAGGAGGAGGGAGGAGGGGCAAGACCAUCUGGUCCGAGCACACUGUUUGACUUCCUGGAAUCUAAGAUGGGAGGUUUCUCCAUCGAUGAACCAAAGAACCAGGCACCUCAGAGACAUCAUGAGAGUAAACCAAAUUUCUCCAACACUGACUAUUACUCUAAGGACUCAUCUCAUCCGAAGUUCUCCUCACAUUAUGACCAGAGGCCACAAAGGAAUGACCGACCACCUCGCUUCCACAGAGACACUGAUUUUCCUAAACCAGGCCAGGAGCCUCUCUCCAACUCUACCACCUCCCGAAUAUCAUCUCAGCCUCAGCAUUGGAAGAGCCAGGAGAGAUGGUCACAAGGGAAGUCAGACAGAGCACAAUUUGAGAGGAGGGAGAUGCGAGAUGAACCGAUUUUUCCUCCUCCCCUUGCGACGACUUGCAAUCGUUCAAAAGAACCUCAACAGCAGAUGGAGUUCGGUGGCUCUUCCAACCAGAGACCCAGAAAUGUAGAUGGUGGGAACAUGGCUGGACCUUCUCACAGGAGAGGGUUUAAAGACAAUACUCCCCCGCCUAAACAGAAUGAUCCUGCAGACAUUGAGGUGGAUGGAAGAGUAGGUAAUAAGCGUACAGACAGAAUUGAAGAACCCAACAACAGCAGGAGGAAGGGGAAGACUGACCGGCCGAACUCAGACUACUACGAUCGACCAAGGGCAGGUGGACCACUCAACUUAAAGGGAGGAAGCUCAGGAAUGACCCAAGAAGUGGAGUCACCACAGGAUAUCCGGUUCAUAACAGUGGAUCCUAAUCAUUUCCAUAAUGGAGAUAUGGAACACAAAAGAACUGGGCCAAUCAAGCCAACAAAUGCAUCGUGUCCCCCCAACAGGGAGCCUCCCUCUAGGAAGACCCCUUCUAACAACUUCGGACCUAAAAGAAGGUCAGGACAAGGCCGAGGUCAAGGAGCCAGGGGACCAGAUAAAGGUUAUAUUGUGGAACCAGCUUGGAAACCUGGAGACCGGUGUCUGGCUCUCUACUGGGAAGACGGCAAGUUCUACCACGCAAGAAUAGAUGCUGUGCAUCCAUCGGGCUCCACGGCCGUGGUCGUGUUUAGCGAGUACGGAAACUGUGAAGAGGUUCUGCUGUAUAACAUUAAACAUAUUGCUCCUGAUUCUUUGGAGGAAGAUGAUGGUUUCUAUGACAGUUCACUGGAGUUUCGCCGGGGGGGAGAUGGACAGCCGAGACGAACGAGACCCACGCAGCAGUAUUACCAGCCACCCAGGGCACGAGAUUGAUGUGUCUGUGUUUGCACUGGCAGACUCUGGAGAAAGACAGACAACUUGCCAGCUCCCCGAAAGUGAAGCCAAAGCCCUUGAUCGCCCCUUGUGGCUCCCUGCAGUAUAGGUCAUAAACUAUCUCUUCGUGUUAGUGGAUGGGACAUGGACCAACUGAAAAGUCAAAUUUUUUAAAAGACUGUUUCUGCCAUUUUGGGUUGUUGAUUGUUGAAUUGUUUAUUUUCAGCUAAUUUGGGUUUAAAUUAUUUAUUUGAAUAUAUACAAGCGGGCGGGGCAUCAUGAUUGACAGCUGACACUGGCACAUUUAAUCAAGUCCAUGGAUUAGAAGGACCUUGAUACCACAACUCCAUCCCCCAAUCACUGAGGUCCUUUCCAGGAUAUUUUGGUUUAAGCUCCAGAGGGUGUUGUCCAUCCUUAUAUACAGUCUAUGGUAUAGACUGUAGCGAAAGUGAUUUGUAACAUUGGUCUUUGCAUUAUUAUCUGCUUAUAAUUCAUAAUAGAACCUAUGGAUUAAUCAUUUGUAUGUAAAAGAAGUUUAUAUAAUCAUUUUAACUUUGACUAUUUCUGCUCGUGAAUUGUGUAAAAGCUAUUUCACACUGUCAGCAGCACUUCACUGAGAUGGCCUCAAAAUUCAAAAAUGAUAAAUUCUUUCUGGUCCCUCUC